UCUAGAAAAACAACAGAAAAGUCUGAACAGUGGAAACACACAAGAGAGGAGAUCAACUCUGUUGAGGACAUUCUAAGUCACCUGCAGGAUUCCAAACUGCUCUUCAACCCCAAAUGCAGUCAUUGACCCCAAACGCUCAACUGAUAUCCCCCUGAGAUGCUCUGAAAAGAGGAAGAGGCAGACUGUGUGAAAAAUACCAACUCUGAGGUUUCCUGGAAGCAAAAACAUACUCAAUCUAACGAUGGUUGAAGAAACAACAGUAGUGCACAGUAACUCUACAGGAAGACUGAACCAGCCCUUCCACUGCCUGGCCUCUCAGGAUCUGGUGGCCAACAUACUGCCUCCUGUCCUGAUUAUAGAGCUCCUAGUGGGCUUGCCAGGCAACGUAAUAGCCCUGUGGAUCUUCACCUGCCGUCUGAAGACUUGGAGGGCCAACACCCUGUUCCUCUUUAACUUGGUCCUGGCUGACUUCCUACUGCUCAUCUGCCUGCCAUUCCGCAUUGACAACCUGUUCCGUGGGGAACACUGGGUGUUUGGCGAAGCCUGGUGCCGGAUCAACCUCUUCAUGCUCGCUGUCAACCGCUCGGCCAGCAUCGCCUUCAUGACUACCGUGGCCUUCGACCGCUACUUCAAGGUGGUCCACCCACACCACCUAGUCAACCACAUGACAUCUACCCAGGCAGGAUGGGUGGCGGGGGGCAUCUGGGCGGUGGUGAUCUCCCUGCGGCUCCCCCUGCUGACCACUGACCUCCUCAAGCAGAAUGGCAACAUGUCCCUGUGUCGCAGCUUCAGCUCCUACACUGUUACUCCCCUGGCAAUCAAGAUACACAACAUGGUGUUCGUCGGAGAGUUCUUCCUGCCCCUGCUGCUCUUGCUCUUCUGCUCAGCCAGGAUUGCCUGCAUCUUGCGCGAACGGCAACUGGACAAGGAGCAGAAGGUGCGGCGGGCCAUCCGGGUGGUUGGGCUGAUCGUGGCUGUGUUUGUGCUGUGUUUCCUUCCCGGCAUCGCCACAGGCCUGAGUACGGUCUAUAUCAAGCAGGUCAGACCCAGGGACUGUGUGUCUUACAACAUGGCUGCGCAGCUCUUCAGCCUGUCCAUUGGAUUUACCUACCUUAACAGUGCCUUGGACCCAGUCAUCUACUGUUUUUCCAGUUCCAUGUUCCGAAACUCCCUCAAGAGCUCCAUCAAUAAGCUGGGCCUGGUGGAGAUGAGGCUGAGUCGACGGGGAAGCAUGGCCAGCGAUGGAUGAAGAGCGAAGCACCCACCUUCUAGAAGGCCCUAUAAAAAGGAGAACAGGAGCAGAUUUCAUGGCUGUGAAUCGAAUGGAGACUAGACAUUGAAAUUUUACAGCUACAAUUAACAAGCCAUAUUAUUUUAAUAUUUUUAUUUUACCUUCAUUUAACUAGGCAAGUCAGUUAAGAACAAAUUCUUAUUUUCAAUGACGUUCUAGGAAGAGUGGGUUAACAGCCUUUUUCAGGGGCAGAACGACACAUUUUUACCUUGUCAGCUCGGGUAUUCGCUCCGAUUCUGUAGCUAUGUGGGAUACAUACUUGAAAGGACUGAGUAUGUGUGUAUGUGUGUAUAUGUACAGUGGGGAGAACAAGUUUUUGUUACACUGCCGAUUUUGCAGGUUUUCCUACUUACAAAGCAUGUAGAGGUCUGUAAUUUUUAUCAUAGGUGCACUUCAACUGUGAGAGACGGAAUCUAAAACAAAAAUCCAGAAAAUCACAUUGUAUGAUUUUUAAGUAAUUAAUUUGCAUUUUAUUGCAUGACAGAAGUAUUUGAUCACCUACCAACCAGUAAGAAUUCCGGCUCUCACAGACCUGUUAGUUUUUCUUUAAAACUUCUACUUGGUCACAAUCCCGGAUCCGGGAGCACCCUCAUCAGUAAAAAAGAUGACUAGCAUAGCCUAGCAUAGCGCCACAAGUAGCAUCUAAAUAUCAUGAAAUCACAAGUCCAAGACACCAGAUGAAAGAUACACAUCUUGUGAAUCCAGCCAUCAUUUCCGAUUUUUAAAAUGUUUUACAGCGAAAACACAAUAUGUAUUUCUGUUAGCUAACCACGAUAGCAAAAGACUCAACCGCAUAUUUUCAAAAAAAAAUUAGCGCAUAGGUAGCUAUCACAAAUUCGACCAAAUAAAGAUAUAAAUAGUCACUAACCAAGAAACAACUUCAUCAGAUGACAGUCUUAUAACAGAUUUAUUGUAUAGCAUAUGUUUUGUUUGAAAAUUGUGCAUAUUUCAGGUAUAAAUCAUAGUUUUACAUUGCAGCCACCAUCACAAAUCUCACCAAAGCAGCUAGAAUAACUACAGAGACCAACAUGAAAUACCUAAAUACUCAUCAUAAAACAUUUAUGAAAAAUACAUGGUGUACAGCAAAUGAAAGACAAACAUCUUGUGAAUCCAGCCAAUAUUUCCGAUUUUUUAAGUGUUUUACAGCGAAAACACAAUAUAGCAUUAGCUUACUACAAUAGCCUACCACACACCCGCAUUCAUUCAUUGCAACGUUAGCAAUAGCGAAUAAACCAGCAAAAGAUAUACAUUUUUUCACUAACCUUCACAAACUUCAUCAGAUGACAGUCCUAUAACAUCAUAUUACACAAUACAUAUAUGGUUUGUUUGAAAAUGUGCAUAUUUAGCGGCACAAAUCGUGGUUUUACAAUGUGAAUACGUAGUCAAAUUGCAGAAAUAUUGUCCUACCAACCUACCAACCAGUAAGAAUUCCGGCUCUCACAGACCUGUUAGUUUUUCUUUAAAACUUCUACUUGGUCACAAUCCCGGAUCCGGGAGCACCCUCAUCAGUAAAAAAGAUGACUAGCAUAGCCUAGCAUAGCGCCACAAGUAACAUCUAAAUAUCAUGAAAUCACAAGUCCAAGACACCAGAUGAAAGAUACACAUCUUGUGAAUCCAGCCAUCAUUUCCGAUUUUUAAAAUGUUUUACAGCGAAAACACAAUAUGUAUUUCUGUUAGCUAACCACGAUAGCAAAAGACUCAACCGCAUAUUUUCAAAAAAAAAUUAACGCAUAGGUAGCUAUCUCAAAUUCGACCAAAUAAAGAUAUAAAUAGUCACUAACCAAGAAACAACUUCAUCAGAUGACAGUCUUAUAACAGAUUUAUUGUAUAGCAUAUGUUUUGUUUGAAAAUUGUGCAUAUUUCAGGUAUAAAUCAUAGUUUUACAUUGCAGCCACCAUCACAAAUCUCACCAAAGCAGCUAGAAUAACUACAGAGACCAACAUGAAAUACCUAAAUACUCAUCAUAAAACAUUUAUGAAAAAUACAUGGUGUACAGCAAAUGAAAGACAAACAUCUUGUGAAUCCAGCCAAUAUUUCCGAUUUUUUAAGUGUUUUACAGCGAAAACACAAUAUAGCAUUAGCUUACUACAAUAGCCUACCACACACCCGCAUUCAUUCAUUGCAACGUUAGCAAUAGCGAAUAAACCAGCAAAAGAUAUACAUUUUUUCACUAACCUUCACAAACUUCAUCAGAUGACAGUCCUAUAACAUCAUUUUACACAAUACAUAUAUGGUUUGUUUGAAAAUGUGCAUAUUUAGCGGCACAAAUCGUGGUUUUACAAUGUGAAUACGUAGUCAAAUUGCAGAAAUAUUGUCCGGAGAAAUCUUGGAGAGGCACGUAAUCUAAUCAAAUAACUAAUCAUAAACUUUACUAAAAAAUACAUGUUGGACAGCAAAUGAAAGAUACACAAGUUCUUCAUGCAACCGCUGUGUUAGAUUUUUUAAAAUAACUUUGGUACGACAUACAACUUACGUUAUAGCGAGACAGCGCCCAAAAUCAGGGCGGAAUAUACGUCUAAACAUUUUCGACAGAAAUACGAAAUAACAUCAUAAAUGGUUCCUACUAUUUGAUGAGCUUCCAUCAGAAUCUUGUACAAGGUGUCCUUUGUCCAGAAUAAUCGUUGUUCGGUUGUAGAAUGUUGUCUUCAUCUGUAGAAAUAGCUAACAAAGCUAGCCAUGUGGCACAGGAGUGUCCAACUCACCAUGACGCAAAACAAAGAAAAUACCGAAAAUCGCAAUAAAUUGAUAUAAACUGAUAUAAGUCGGUUUAAAAUAACUAGUUUAUGAUAUUUUUAACACAUAUAUCAAAUAAAAUCAGAGCCGGAGAUAUCUAACGUCUAUAACGAAAGCUUUUCAGAGCGCAAUCCAGAGGUCCUUCUCGCGCCAAGCUGAACGGUGAAAAGACUGGUCUCGUCAUUCCAUGAGGUCUUAUUCGGCCUCAGAUAAAGCUAUACACCCCAUUCCACCUCUCACUGUCUAUUGACAUCUAGUGGAAGGCGUAUGCAGUGCAUGUAGACCCAUAGAUUUCAUGCAAAUUAAUAGGAUGGCCCUGGAACAGAGCCCCCAAUUUCAGAUUUUUUAGUUCCUGACAGGAAGUUUGCUGCAAAAUGAGUUCUGUUUUACUCACAGAUAUACUUCAAACGGUUUUAGAAACUAGAGAGUGUUUUCUUUCCAAUAGUAAUAAUAAUAUGCAUAUUGUACGAGCAAGAAUUGAGUACGAGGCAGUUUAAUUUGGGAACGAUUUUUACAAAGUGAAAACAGCGCCCCCCUAUUGAGAAAAGGUUUUAAGAAGCCCUCCUGUUCUCCACUCAUUACCUGUAUUAACUGCACCUGUUUGAACUCGUUACCUGUAUAAAAGACACCUGUCCACACACUCAAUCAAACAGACUCCAACCUCUCCAUAAUGGCCAAGACCAGAGAGCUGUGUAAGGACAUCAGGGAUAAAAUUGUAGACCUGCACAAGGCUGGGAUGGGCUACAGGACAAUAGGCAAGCAGCUUGGUGAGAAGGCAACAACUGUUGGCGCAAUUAUUAGAAAAUGGAAGAACUGUAUGUGAAACAAAGACAGGAAAAAGAAAGCCUUCAUUCUACUGAAUGGUUAUUUUUUAUAACUGAAUGAUGUAGAGUGCCAUUAUGUUUUUGUCUUGAUUUGGUAAUGUCUAUCAAAUACACCAUUUUUACCAGAUGCAGUGUUUAGGGAUGUUUCACAAUGUACAGAACGGGGACCAGAAGGAGAAUGGGGAAGGGACAUGCUUUCUAUUUCAGUCAGGGUUAGUAUUUUCUAAAUCAAGUCCAGGGGAGGGUCAUGCAAUUUGUAAUUGAUUACAUUUGAAUAUUUAUCAGUGUUUUAGAAUUAGUUGCUUAUUAUGCUAUACAAUACCUUCAGAAAGUAUUCCCACCACUUGACUUUUUCCAAAUUGUGUUGUGUUAAAGCAAUUUAUUUUAAAUUAUGUAACUGGGAUUGUUUUUUACAUUUUUACAAAUUAAUAAAAAACGCAAAUCUGAAAUGUCUUGAGUCAAUAUGUCACGGCCGAUGCUGGAAGAAGACCAAAGCGCAGCGUGGUUAGCGUACUUUUU
Messenger RNA from Salvelinus fontinalis (brook trout), 5367 nucleotides. It is a transcript of the gene hcar1-3, whose product is annotated as hydroxycarboxylic acid receptor 1-3. NCBI's taxonomy places the organism in Eukaryota, Metazoa, Chordata, Actinopteri, Salmoniformes, Salmonidae. The transcript is spliced from 2 exons. The record is from RefSeq and is a predicted model, not a curated record. Gene Ontology annotation, molecular function: G protein-coupled receptor activity. Gene Ontology annotation, cellular component: membrane. Bases 242 to 1249 code for a protein of 335 amino acids. Gene Ontology annotation, biological process: G protein-coupled receptor signaling pathway.